Messenger RNA from Fusarium verticillioides 7600, 1637 nucleotides. RefSeq lists its product as hypothetical. Gene Ontology annotation, biological process: lipid metabolic process. The record is from RefSeq and is a predicted model, not a curated record. Bases 418 to 1554 code for a protein of 378 amino acids. The transcript is spliced from 2 exons. Lineage: Eukaryota; Fungi; Ascomycota; Sordariomycetes; Hypocreales; Nectriaceae. Gene Ontology annotation, molecular function: phosphoric diester hydrolase activity.
CGUCCGGGUCCAGCAAACUCAAUCACCAACAACGGAAAAAAGUCACCCCUAUUCCCAUCACAUAAACCGUGCCGUGCUUACGCUUCUUCAAAAGGCGCAGUCGUAUAAUGGUAGCCCCAAAAUGGCACUAUCGUGACAUGAAAACCCGCGGCGUUGUCAGGUCCUUAGGUCCAGAACGUGUCUCGACCAAUCUCGGCCGCUUCUAUUGGUGGAAGCGUAAACCUCUCCACUGGAACUAACCUGGUCGGGUAGCAUCCGAGAAAAUACGCCUAGCCACUUCAGAAAUCCCUUGAAACUCGGUACAGCAGUAGCGCUGUUGAGCUGGUUGGUGCUGGUUAUAAUUAUCACCCCGUUGGACCCCUCUUUUUCGUUCCUCGGAUUCGAGAGACUGUAGACACUGCGUUCGAGGGAUAUAUCAUGGAGUCGAGGCUUACUUACAGUGAUGCGAGUUCGUCGGAGGAGGUUAUUGUGAGGAGACUUCCUCCCAGGGUCAUUUUUAUGCGACACAUGAAGACCAAUUGGCUCAAGUAUGCGACGGGUUUGUUGCUCAUACUGUCGACCAGCCAGUUAAUCUACAUCACCCGUCUCGGCAAGGGAAUGGUCCGUAUACCAAACGACCCCUACGAUUUACGAUUCGGCCACCUCAGUCACGAUAGUCCUGAAAUUUGGGACGAUAACCAUCAAUCAUUCCUCCGAAGCGCUCGUCCUGUACCGGUCCACUCGCAUAAUGAUUACACACGGCAUAUCCCACUAUUUGAAGCCCUCGGCUCUGGGUGUAUCAGCAUCGAAGCAGAUGUUCAUCUACGACAUGGCAAUCUUUUUGUUGCGCAUUCGCGAUUGAGCGUGAACCCUCACCGAACGUUACAAGGAAUGUACCUGAAGCCCCUCCAACGCAUGUUGGAAGCACGCAACGCGGGAGUAAAGGAUGAUGACUGGCAAGGCUUCUUCGAAAUGGCACCCAAGCAAACCGUCACGCUCCUCGUCGAUCUCAAAACAGCUGGCCCGGAAACAUUCGAUGCGUUGAAUGCCCAACUCCAGCCUUUGAGAGACCUCGGCUACUUGACAUACUGGAACGGCACAGAGAGAAUCAUCCGACCUCUCACUGUCGUUGGUACCGGAAACACUCCCUUCGAGUCAGUCUUGGCCAUGAACUCCACGCAUCGCGACAUUUUCUGGGACGCCAAGCUCGAGAGUCUCGUCUCGACAGGCGAUGACUUCUCAACAAACCCUCCCACAUACAAAUACAACCGCUCCAAUUCAUACUUUGCUUCAACAAGAUUCGAGAAUGCUAUUCUCUACAGAUCAAACUUCCAGCGCGUACUGGAUACACCGCCGUCAAGAGAACUGGACAUGGCAUUGACGCAGAUUGAGCAGGCCAAGGCUCGUGGCCUGUUGGCGCGGUACUGGGACACUCCCUCAAAACCACCGAACGUGAGGGAUAUCGCAUGGAGGGUGUUGAUAGACAACGGUAUUGGAAUCCUGAAUAUGGAUGAUAUGGGGCUUGUGAGAGGGAGGGCCAGAGGUUGGGGUGCAUUGGGCCGUGAUUAUCUUUGACAUAGCGAAUUGCUUUAUACCCUGUUAUGAUAGAUUAUACAUUAAAUUCCCGAUUUUUAAACUGUUGACCACUUUGACCCUCG